AACAACUGGUCAGAGAGGAGGAAAAGUGUCAUUAGCUCGCUUCUUUAGUUUUUCCGCCAGUCUAGAGCACAAUUUAUUCCCACGUUUUUAGCUUCGGGGUUCGUAUUUUUCGGAUAUUCCCGUCACACUCGCGUGUCGAGCUGUUACGAAUAGCUCCGGGCGAUGAAGUUACGGAGAGCGGCUAGCGGCGGCUAACUGGAUGUCUUUCGGUCACUUACAAUUGUCAGAAGUUGGCUAGUUCCGAGCUAGCUACUACGUAGUAAGCUAGCGUUCGAGGAGUGCGGGCAGGCUGCUGUUUAUUGUGUGUGGUAGCCUGCGGUGGGCUCUGACCGGCUAUUAAAACACAUCACGUCUCGUCGGGUGUCUGCAAACGUGCCGAGGUUCCCCGUCGGCCGUGGACCGAGAGAAGGAGGAGGUCUCGGAGAGAUAUCCCACCAUGGAUUUAUUUGACAGCAACAGUUCAGAACACGCCAACCUGCCAAGGAACAUGAUCGAGAACAGCAUGUUUGAAGAAGAGCCUGAUGUUGUGGAUUUGGCUAAAGACUCUGGAACAUUUCCGACGCUCCCUGCUCUUGACCCCGAUGAGGUGUCGUAUGAGCCUCGCAGCUCGCGGCUCCUUGUGCGAGGCCUGGGAGAGAACGACAUGGACGAGGACGAGGAGGACUGCGAGUCUUCAGCUCGUCUGCUGGGCAUGUCCUUCAUGAACCGCAGCUCCGCUCACAGAUCCAACACUUCCCCGUACACCAGACAAGCUCCACCGAGAUCAUGUUCACGACCUUCAGCACGCACAAUGGUCGUAUGCGUGCUACUCCUGGUGAUAGUGGCCUCUAUGACCAUGGUGCUGUACUUCUUACCAGGCUGCACCUUUACCAAGACUGGUUGUCCCAAAGCGAACAGUAGCACUCCCAUUGAGCCAGUCUACCCUACGUCCUCCACCGGUGACGUGUUUCCGUGGGCGCGCUACCGGCUUCCUCAGAGUGUACAUCCCGUCAGCUACGACCUCACCCUGAACCCCGACCUGGACGACAUGACCUUCACUGGGCGGGCUGUCAUCACCAUGUCUGUUUUUCACAACACCGACCGCAUCGUCCUGCAUGCAGCGAAUCUCAACAUCACUAAAGCUACCUUCAAGCAGCUGGGUGAUGGGGACGCCAGGGACGAGACUAUACUGGAGUACAGAAACAAUGAGCAGAUAGCUGUGAAGUUCUCCGAGGAACUGCAGGCAGGCCAGCGCUGCGUUUUGACCCUGGAUUACUCCGCCGCCCUCUCUCACACCUAUGGUGGUUUCUACAACAGCUCAUACAUCGAUAAAGAUGGAAACAAAAGGGUCCUUGCAGCUACGCAGUUUGAGCCACUCGCUGCCAGGAAGGCCUUCCCAUGUUUUGAUGAACCAGCAUUCAAAGCUACUUUUCAGAUUAGGAUCAGCAGAAAGUCGGACUACAUGGCUCUCUCCAACAUGCCGUUGGCUAAAUCCACCCCUCUGGAAAAUGGCCUUGUGCAGGAUGAGUUUGAAAAGACCACCGUCAACAUGAGCACGUACUUGGUGGCGUUCAUAGUAGCUAAUUUUACUCCAAUCAGCAAAAAUGUUUCAAACACCCUGGUAUCAGUCUACUCUGUGCCAGAGAAGAAGGAGCACACUCACUAUGCUCUGGAAAUGGCCUCUAAGCUGCUGGCAUUUUACAAUGAGUUCUUUGAAAUUGAGUACCCCCUAAAAAAACUAGACUUGGUCGCUAUCCCUGACUUCCUGGCCGGAGCCAUGGAGAACUGGGGCCUCAUCACUUUCCGGGAGACCACCCUGUUGGUUGGCAAAGACUCCUCUCCGCUGGAAAAACAAGUCGUCGCGUCCGUCAUCGCGCACGAGCUUGCCCAUCAGUGGUUUGGAAACCUGGUCACGAUGAGCUGGUGGAACGACCUGUGGCUCAACGAAGGCUUUGCCACUUACAUGCAGUACACGUCACUGCAGACUGUGUCGCCCAACCUGGACACUGGGAAUUUGUUUCUGGCAGUGCGCUUCAGAGCCUUGGACAAAGAUGCGCUGAACUCCUCCCACGCUGUGUCGGCGGAGGUUAACGCAGAUGAACAAGUGGAGGAGAUGUUUGACUCCGUCUCCUAUGAAAAGGGUGCCUCUGUUCUCCUGAUGCUGCGCGCUUCACUGCCAGAAGAGCAACAGUUCAGGAAGGGUAUUAUCCAAUACCUCAAGGAAUUCAGCCAGUUAAAUACGGACACUGGUGACCUCUGGAAUAGCCUCACCCAGGUUGAUGUCUCCUCUCUGCACCAGAAUGUAUCGGAGAUGAUGAGCUCAUGGACGUCACAGAAAGGCUUCCCUCUGGUCACUGUGAGUGUUCAGGAAGACCAGGUGGAGAUCAAGCAGGAGCACUUCCUGCUGACGUCUGACGAUGCCACGCGUACUUCAAGCUUGUGGAACAUCCCGGUGACGUACGUCAACGACAGCUGCAGUGUGGCUCCUGAGUGCAGACAGGUGUUCCAUCUCAAGUCCAAGUCAGACACUCUGAAGCUCCCAGGAAAAGUCAAGUGGCUGAAGCUGAACUAUCAAAACACAGGCUUCUACAUUGUUCACUAUGGAGAUGAAGGCUGGGCUGCGCUGACGGAUGCUUUGUCCAAAAAUGUCAAUGCUUUGACGCACGAGGACCGUGCCUCGCUUAUACAUAACAUCUUCGCAUUGUCCAGACUUGGACGCGUCUCCUUCUAUCAAGUCCUCAACCUGCUGAAAUACAUGUCCAGCGAGACGGAGACGGCGCCCGUGACAGAGGCGCUGUUACAGCUCAACAGCAUCUACAAGCUGCUUGAUAAGAGACAGGAGUCCGGUCUUCAGGCCCGCAUGAAGGAUUACAUUCUGCGCAGUUUUGGAUCUUUAAUGGACAACCAGACGUGGGGAGAGGAGGACAGCGUGUCCAAACAGGAGCUGCGCUCAGCGCUGCUCGGAACAGCCUGUAGCUUGAUGCAGGAAAAUUGUGUUCAGCAUGCCAAAUCCCUCUUCAAACAGUUUGCAGAAUCCAGUGGGACAUUACGGAUUCCAGGGGAUCUGCAGCAAGUCGUUUUCACCGUCGCUGCUCAGUCGGAUGAAGACUGGAUGACUUUGCUCAACAUGCACCAAAACGUCACCUUGGAUUCAGUGAAGCGAAAAAUGCUGCAAGGCUUAGCAUCCACCCAGGACGCACGGCGAAUAAUCUGGAUUCUGAAGGCGGGUCUGGACGGAACCUUCAUCCAGACGCAGGACCUGCCUCUGGUCAUCAACACUGUGAGUCAGGGUUUCGCAGGCUACUUGUUUUGCUGGGAUUUCAUUCAAGAGAACUGGGACCGCCUUAUAGAAAAGUUUCCUCUGGGUUCCUUUGCCAUUCAGACAAUCAUUAAAUCUGCAACCUCCCAGUUCUCUACACAGGCACACCUUGAUCAGGUGCAGGCGUUCUUCUCCAGCCUGAAGGAGCGUGGCUCUCAGAUGAGGAGCGUGCAGGAAGCUUUGGAAACAAUCAGGCUGAACCAGCGCUGGAUGGACAAGAACCUGCCGUCGCUCCAGCAGUGGCUGUGAUCCGGCGCCUCGUCCAGCCCCCACCCCAGUGACGUGCAGAUGGGGUGUGUCUUUGCGACAACAACAGCAGAGUUUGCACUAUCGUAGGACCGUCUCUCACCUCCCCGGCGGCCCGGCCAGGGUGCGAGCCGGCGGUGACGGCCGUGCUCUGGCUCCGUGCACCGAGAGGUUUUCGUUGCUUGAGAUUCGUCCUGCCAGUUGUACUGGAUAGCUCAGGGUGGCUCUGAUCGCGUGUCCGGCUCGGCGUGGUCAGGCGCAGCACACACUCCUCACGCUUUGAUGCUGGCGACCAAACCUCCCUCGCAGCUCUCAUCGCAAACCGCAAGCCCGAGCAGACAAUCACGCUUCGCCCGCACUCCCUCAGCCCCGGCUGGACCUUCGGCUCCUCGGUGUAUGAGCUGCGCUAAAGUUACCUUCAAAAAUCAAAAGUAUGAUGAAUGUAAGUGUCUGUGUGAUUAAUGUAGGUCAGAUAUGAAAACGUAGCCAUCAUGCAGUCACCUGCACUGAUGACGUCAAGUUACUGCUACUCAACUAUUCUAUAGAUACUCUAAAUUACUCGUGCAACAACAUGGAUAUAAAGAAUUAGGUCAAAUAGUCAUUUUUGAACUUGGCAUUGGUUGAUUGGUUGAUUGAUUGACAGCUUAUAAAAACCAAACUUGUGUUGGCAUGUGUUGAAUGUACUGAGAAACCUUCCCACUGUGUACAAUAGAAGAACAACAGUGCAGGUUUGAAUCAGCAACCAACGUGUCUUAGUGAGGGCAGACGACGCACACUGGAGCCAAAUCUUUCUUUUUCUUUCUUUCUCUUCUUUUUGUUACAAGACAUACACCAGCUUAGCUCCAAUCUGCUACUGUUACUUUGUGUUUUGUUGCCUGCAAUAGCAGCCGCUGUACAGAUUUUGCUCCUUGACUCCAUUUGCUUGUAAAAUUGUAAUUAUAAUGUAAAUAUGCUGCAGUCUUUUUCCCUAGCAGGUUUGGAUGUAUUGUUUUAAAAUGUACUGACUUUUAAUGUUUGGAGAUUUGUUUUCUGUUGCGCGUGAAGAUUGUACAGAGGAGCUGGAUGCACAAGAUUGACCUGUAGUCUUGGUCAGAACCUUAUAAGGUAUUUCUUGCGUUACACAACCAAAAUGCAAAUUAUAAUGAAAAACAUUUGAUGAUAAUCAGCUCAUCCAAAAAAAAAAGAAAAAAAAACUGACCUCAUUGCUCCAGAGAAUGAGAAGCAGUUACUUAUUGACUGUCUCAA
Molecule: messenger RNA, 4789 nt
Organism: Salarias fasciatus (jewelled blenny)
Lineage: Eukaryota; Metazoa; Chordata; Actinopteri; Blenniiformes; Blenniidae
Gene: lnpep
Product: leucyl/cystinyl aminopeptidase
Exons: 22
Coding region: 437-3547 (1036 amino acids)
Biological process (GO): peptide catabolic process; regulation of blood pressure; proteolysis
Cellular component (GO): cytoplasm; plasma membrane
Molecular function (GO): peptide binding; metalloaminopeptidase activity; zinc ion binding
Source: RefSeq, a predicted model, not a curated record